Sorex fumeus (smoky shrew) is the source of this 696-nucleotide messenger RNA. RefSeq names its product endothelial differentiation related factor 1 (gene EDF1). The record is from RefSeq and is a predicted model, not a curated record. The transcript has 5 exons. NCBI's taxonomy places the organism in Eukaryota, Metazoa, Chordata, Mammalia, Eulipotyphla, Soricidae. Bases 82 to 528 code for a protein of 148 amino acids. Gene Ontology annotation, cellular component: nucleus. Gene Ontology annotation, molecular function: DNA binding.
CGGGGCCGCCGGAAGCGCUGGGACGUCGCGUAGCUGCGCCGGGCUCUAGCAGCUGCCGCGGAGCCGCCGGACCGACCCGCCAUGGCCGAGAGCGACUGGGACACGGUGACGGUGCUGCGCAAGAAGGGGCCCACGGCCGCGCAGGCCAAGUCCAAGCAGGCCAUCUUAGCAGCUCAGAGACGGGGAGAAGAUGUGGAAACAUCCAAGAAAUGGGCUGCUGGCCAGAAUAAGCAGCACUCCAUCACCAAGAACACGGCCAAGCUGGACCGGGAGACGGAGGAGCUGCACCACGACCGGGUGACCCUGGAGGUGGGCAAGGUGAUCCAGCAGGGCCGGCAGAGCAAGGGGCUGACCCAGAAGGACCUGGCCACGAAAAUCAAUGAGAAGCCACAGGUCAUUGCAGACUAUGAGAGUGGACGGGCCAUUCCCAAUAACCAGGUUCUGGGCAAGAUCGAGAGAGCAAUUGGCCUCAAGCUCCGGGGGAAGGACAUCGGGAAGCCCAUCGAGAAGGGGCCAAAGGCGAAAUGACCGCAAAGCCUCGGAGUCAGUGCGUUCCGACUGAUCUCGUCUGGCCAGUGGCCUCUGGCCUCUGAUGCCAGCGUGGCCUCUCGUGGCCGAGCGGAACAAGGGCGGCCGUGCCGCUGGGGACCCCUUUCCUGGUUCCCCUGUGAAACACACUAAACCUUGCAAAGUGUC